Messenger RNA from Elephantulus edwardii (Cape elephant shrew), 484 nucleotides. RefSeq names its product calcium regulated heat stable protein 1, 24kDa (gene CARHSP1). Gene Ontology annotation, cellular component: cytoplasm. Gene Ontology annotation, biological process: regulation of mRNA stability. The record is from RefSeq and is a predicted model, not a curated record. Lineage: Eukaryota; Metazoa; Chordata; Mammalia; Macroscelidea; Macroscelididae. Bases 41 to 484 code for a protein of 147 amino acids. Gene Ontology annotation, molecular function: mRNA 3'-UTR binding. The transcript is spliced from 5 exons.
CCUUGCUGCUGGCGGAGCGGAUCGGUUUGCAGCGUUAGCCAUGUCAUCCGAGCCUCCCCCACCGCCGCAGCCCCCCACCCACCAGGCGUCAGUUGGGCUGCUGGAUACCCCGAGGGGCCGAGAGCGCUCGCCGUCCCCUCUGCGAGGCAACGUGGUCCCCAGCCCACUGCCCACUCGCCGGACGAGGACCUUCUCUGCGACGGUGAGGGCUUCCCAGGGCCCUAUCUACAAAGGGGUCUGCAAAUGCUUUUGCCGAUCGAAGGGUCACGGCUUCAUCACCCCGGCCGAUGGCGGCCCCGACAUCUUCCUGCACAUCUCAGACGUGGAAGGAGAGUACGUCCCAGUGGAAGGUGACGAGGUCACCUAUAAGAUGUGCUCCAUCCCCCCCAAGAACGAGAAGCUGCAGGCCGUGGAAGUGGUCAUCACCCACCUGGCGCCAGGCACCAAGCACGAGACCUGGUCUGGGCACGUCGUCAGUUCCUAG